This is a messenger RNA of Oryza sativa Japonica Group (Japanese rice), 4762 nucleotides long. Lineage: Eukaryota; Viridiplantae; Streptophyta; Magnoliopsida; Poales; Poaceae. The record is from RefSeq and is a predicted model, not a curated record.
AAUCGAGAAAGGAGAGGCGCCACUGGAGAAGCCAUUUUGCAUAUCCAAGCUCCAACCAUGGCGACGAGGCCGGCGCGGUUGUCUGCUCCCGCAGUGGCGGCUAUACUUGUCGCCGCCUUAGCCUUGUGCGCAGCCACGGCGUCGGCGGCGAACGUCACGACGACGACGGCGACGGCGCCGAGCGGCGGGUGCUACAGCCACCUGUUCACCUUCGGCAACUCGCUGAUCGACACCGGCAACUUCAUCCACUACUCCACCUCGCCGGGCCCCGUCGCCCGCUCCCCCUACGGCGAGACCUUCUUCCGCCGCCCCACCGGCCGCUGGUCCGACGGCCGCCUCAUCGUCGACUUCAUCGUGGAGAGGCUGGGGUUCCCGUACUGGACGCCGUACUUGGCCGGGAAGAGCAGGGAGGACUUCCGGUACGGCGCCAACUUCGCGGUGGCGAGCGGGACGGCGCUGAACCAGCUGCUGUUCAAGAAGAAGCACCUCAGCGUCGCCGGCAUCACGCCCUACUCCCUCGCCGUCCAGGUCGGCUGGUUCAAGAAGGUUCUUGCCAUGCUCGCCUCCACAGAACAAGAGCGGAAGGAGGCGAUGGCGAGGUCGGUGUUCAUGGUGGGCGAGUUCGGCGGCAACGACUACCUCCACCCGCUGUUCCAGAACAAGACGCUGGAGUGGGUGCGCCCGCUGGUGCCGCGCGUCGUCCGCUACAUCGCCGGCGCCGUCGAGGAGCUCGUCGGGCUCGGCGCCACCACCGUCUACGUCCCGGGCCUCUUCCCGCUCGGCUGCGUCCCGCGCCUCCUCUUCCUCUUCCGGGACGGCGGCGCCGGCGACCGCGACCCCGCCACGGGCUGCCUCCGGGGGCUCAACGACGGCCUCGCCGCCCUCCACAACGCGCUCCUCCGCCGCCGCCUCGCCGAGCUCCGCGCCGCGCACCCGGGCGUCACCAUCGCCUACGCCGACUACUACGGCGAGGUGAUGGAGCUCGUGUCGAACCCCGCGGCGAGCGGGUUCGACGACGCCCUGACCGCGUGCUGCGCCGGCGGCGGGCCGUACAACGGCAACUUCACCGUGCACUGCUCCGACCCCGGCGCGACGCAGUGCGCGGACCCGUCGCGGCGCAUCUCGUGGGACGGCCUGCACAUGACGGAGGCGGUGUACCGGAUCAUGGCGCGCGGCGUGCUCGACGGCCCGUUCGCCGACCCGCCCAUCAUGUCCAGAUGCCACGGCUACUAGCCUACUAGCUAGCUUAAGCCAGUUUGGGAUUUGCUCAUUUGUUAAUUUGCACGGACAAUUUUUUUUUUCGAAAAUUCGAUUUGUCGCCUGUUUGUUCGACUAUCUAAAGUCUUCAAACCAACUGGGAAAUGCAGCGCCCUCAGCGUUUUGCGCUGCCGUGGCCAUCACGGGGUCGCGACGCGUGGACGCGCGCUGGAGAGCGGAUGGAUUUCACGGCCUUUCAUGCGUCCGCGUCGCCUCUGCAAAUUUUACAGAAAAGCCCUCUCUUUUAUAGAUAUUUUGUUAUACGUCCUCUCUGUUCUUUUCUCGGUUUAAAAUAUUGCGUUUAGGCCCUUUGCAUCCUACGAAAUUCAAUACAAAGGAGACAAAAAGAGGAAAAAAGGACUGCGCCCUGAAUCCUAGAAACUGAAGGGCAUUUUCGCAAAAUUUCCUUUUCUUUCUCUCUCUCUCUCCCCUUCGCGAGAAUCCCAGGCGCGUAAAAAAAAAAGGAAAAAACUCCCAGCCGCCAUGCCCCUCUCAUCUCUCUCGCUCUCUCCUGCGCGGCGCCUGGAUUUGGCUUGGCCGUGGCCGCCGCUGGGUGUCCUCCCAGUGCCGUGGCCGCCGCCGGGUGUCCUCCCUACGUUGCUGCCAUUCUCCGCUCGAAGGGGAUCGAUGUUGUGGAUGGGUGGUGUCCUCGCAGCGCCCUCACUGCCGGUGCUCUCCUUGCUACGCCGCCGCUGACGCAGACUCGAAGGGGAGGCUGUGGGUGUUGGAUGCGGCAGCCGCGAUUUCUUUGCCAGCGGAUCCGGUGGCUCAUCAAUGGCGUCCACACCAGCGGUUUUUCCUCAGUGGACAUUCAGGGUUGUCGGGUGUGUUGAGCUCGGUGGUGGCGGCAGUAGCAGCUUGGCGGCGAUGGGAGAAUUUACAUGCAGGAGCCCAAAGCAUUGAUGUUUUCUGCUCUUCCCCACCACGGUUUGCCGCUGCCAUGGAUGCUGUUGACUCCUCACAUGUCAACCACGACUAGGAUCCUGAGGGCCGGAUUUGCACGGGCUGAAUCGAUGCUUCAAGGGUUCUUGAUUGAUUUUGCCAGCGAAUGUUGGGGCUGCUGGUUCAAUCAGGCAGCUCUGGUCAACUUUAUUGGUGACUAUCCUUUCCUAGACUUUCUUCUAUUUCUUGGUCGAGGUCUUUGUCUUUUGUGGGUAUCUGUCUUGCGUGGCAUUUUCUUGGUUACGUUGCUUCUGCCGCGUUGUCAACUCACUGGGUGCUGUUUCGUAUAAGGGCAGUUUUGCUGUUAUGUAAGUGAUAUAUUAGUGCUGCAGUUGUUAAACUGUUGAAGCGGCUUGAUAGUUCUGCAAAUUGGGCUUCCAAUGGUAUACGUGCUUAUUUCAGACCUUAUGUAUGGGGACACUAAUAAACAGUUCAAGGCAAGAGUAUCUAGGCAAUGGGACUACCAUGAUCUGAAUGAUGAAACAAAAAUCUUCCACACUGAUCUUGUCUUGCUGGAUGAAAAGGGCAAUAGCAUCCAUGUUCAAAUCUAUCCACCUGCCAUGAUUAAGCUUAGGACUCUUCUACAGGAAGGGAAGGUUUACUACUUUGACUCCUUCUCUGUCAGAUAUGCAAACUGAACAUAUAGGCCAGUUACGAACCCUUUGAUGAUCUCAUUCACUAAAUGGACAACCUUAGAAGAAUGCAUUGAUGCUUCUGAUGAUUUCCCUGCCAUAACUUUUUCAUUGACACCUUUUCAAGACGUCCCGUCUCUUGUGGACAAAAAUGCUUUCUAUGUUGAUAUUAUGGGUGUCAUAACUGAAAUUGGUGCAACAGACACUCUACGCCCAAAAUCAAGAAACACAGAAACUUUGAAAAGAACAAUGCAGAUUUGGGAUGCAAGCAAUUCUACACUGCCUAUCACACUAUGGGGAAAUACUGCAGCUGCAUUCAAUGCAGAAGAAUUAUACAAUGCUGGUCAAAAGAAACCUCAGGUUAUUGUUUUUGUUGGAACAGUUGUCAAGAACUACAAAGGGAUAGGACUAACUUUAAAUGGAAGUUCACCAUGCAAAUGGUAGAUUAACCUUGAUAUGCCUGAAGUGCUUGAGUUAAAAGAAAGCUUUAGCGCAAACUUUCAACCUAUCAAGUGGGUUGAACUGCUACCACAGGGUUUAACCAGGAUAUUCCAGAAGAAAAAACCAUAGCACAAAUCCUUGCUCUCAACCCACACAAACAUGCGCGAGCACGUUUUAUAGUCAGAGUGACUAUUAAAGGCAUAUCAAGCAACAGCUCCUGGUGGUAUUAUUCAUGUGACAUAUGCUACAAGACCUCAAAACCAUAUGGUUCCACCUAUAAAUGCACCAGCUGCUCCAAUGUAGGCAUACCAGUGCCAAGAUACAAGGUUGUGUUGAUCGCUGCUGAUGAUACUGCUCAAGCUACAUUUAUCCUCUUUGGGAGAAUAGCACAACGCCUCGUACGCAAACCGGUUGAGACUCUCAUUGACCAAAAUCCACCUGACAGUGAAUAUAUUCCAGAUGAGAUUGUAGCUCUUUUCAACCAAACCUUUAUCUGGAACAUCAGCUUCACACAAGAUACUAUUAUGAAAAAUCAAGAAACCUUACAGGUUAACAACAUUAUCUCAUCCAAUGCUGAAGUGCAGGGCCUACUGCCUAUCUCACCAAGCAGUUCACAACAGACAUUAGCUAUUAUGCCAGCAGACUCAAGCAGCUCUCUCCAACUAGCACCAGCAACAAGUGAAGGCAGUACAGGAUCAAAGAUAGAAGCACAAACGACAGAAAGUAUGUUACCAAUGGAUAGUCCAUCGACACCAACAAGGUAUACUAUCAGUUCUGCUUCAGAUCAGACACCAACUAGCAAAGCUAAUGCACCAGCACCAAGCAAGAAAAGCUAUGUCCUAUCAGUCUCUCCCAAGCCAGCUCAAGAUAAACAGAUCUCAUUCUCACAUGAUCCUAAGGCAACAACUGAGACAAAAAUUAAGGGAGAACCUCCGCAGAUUGCAUCGUCUGUUGAGCUAUCUUCUGCUACUCAGGACAAGGCAAAGGCACUAGCAAUAGCAGCAGAAGAUACUCCAUCAGCAUCCCCAUCACCGCCUACCAAAAACAUUCCCCCAAAAAGGCCUGCAGCCUCAGCCUCAGCCUCAGCUGCUAAGAAACUAUUUAAAGAUGACAGUCAGCAGAAACAUAAGAAAAGCGGAUGAAGAAGGAAACAACAUGCAGCACAUUACUGUCCCUUUUGGUUAUAUGUCCAGGAUGUCACCAGUAUGCACACCCACCCUUAGAAGCAACGCCAUUUGUUUAGAACCUCUGCAUUAUGGCCACUAAUGUAAAUAGCUGCUGUCAUAUAUAUGGCGUUUGCUUCGUAGAAUCCUUUUGCUUUACAUGAAACUGCAAUCCAGACUAUGACCAAGCACUUAUGGUUGGAAUCCUAUAACUCUUAAUUAUUAUUACUCUGGAUGUCUACUGCUUUGCUAUGCUCCUUAUUUUCAGGGUAAAGAUAUGGCAUAAAAAUAUGCAUGAGAUAGCUCUCAGCCAACUGUUGUUGCUAA